GAGACAUCAGGAAGAGCGCCCAUGAGACAGCCUCUGGGCAAAAUGAGAAACUGGUGAUUUGUGAUUCACACUGACUCUACUGGAGAGAAAGAGAGACUUUAUUCAGUUAGGAGUUAGGCUGUGGCCAUCCAUGGCUGAUCCACUUGUAGCGCUGGCUUGUGGACUGUCUGCAGCAUUUCUGUUCCUGCUGCUGUUUGGCCUAUCAGUGUAUCUACUGUGGAGGAAGAGACGAACUCAAGCGCUCUACAGGGGACUGAUACCUGCCACCCCCACAAUCCCACGAUGCACCACUCCAGUGCUUCAGACAUCACAGAGCAGCAGCUAUGGCUCAGGUGAUGUUCCAUUCUUUGUGCCUCCUCGAUUCAAGAGAGCACCCCAACCAAACGAGGAGAAAGAGGAAAGAGAGUAUGCUGAGGAAUGGGAUCUCCAUCCGGAUCUAAACACCCAGCGAGGCUCUGUAACAUUAGGGAGUUGGUUCCCCCUUGGCAGCAUAAGACCAGACUUGUACCAGCUCCCAGAGGAACCCAGUGAAUGGGCCCUUCCCGAUGGCUCAGCUGUUCGUCUGUGGUUCGCUCUGCGGUACCAGCAGGAGAGAGAGCAGCUGGUGGUGUCUCUGCUGCGUGCCGCUAACCUGCCUGUUCAGUGCCAGGGUAAUGGCACACUGGUAAAAUUGCAGCUGUUGCCAUCCGAUGAUCGACGACAGCGUCAAGCCAAAGCACGGCGGAAAGGUUGUCAUCCACAGUUCAAUGACACCUUUGUGUUUCAGGUAUCUAAUGGUUGCAUUGACCAGUGCUCUCUGAAAAUGAGCAUGUACACUGUGGACCAUCAGAAGAAGCACCAUCUUGUAGGGCAGGUCAUGAUCCUCAGACAUUCCGAACUAAAGGAGACAGCAGGAAAAGUGCAAUGGAGGGAUCUGGACAAUGAAAGUGAUCAACCCCUUUCAAAAAAUGGUGACAUCCAGGUGUCUUUGAACUACAAUCAGUCCCUACACCGCCUCACUGUGGUUGUUCUACGAGCGCGAGGGUUGCAGUGUUGCAGUGAUUCAGGUGUGUGCGCCCAGGUCUCUCUGAAGAUACAUACUCAGGUUGUGAGGAACAAGUGGACCACUGUGGUGAAAGGAAAUAAUCCAUCCUUUAAUGAGAGGCUUACCUUCAGACUCCUCCCCAUGCAGCUGGACGCAGCCUGUCUGACCCUACAGCUCCAGCAGCCCAGCACAGAGGAACCUGUGUUGUUGGGCAUUGUGGUCAUUGGGCCGUUCAUGUAUGCGAGGGGCAGAGAGCUGGAACACUGGAACGACAUGGUCAGCAAACCACAGGAGCUGGUCAGGCAGUGGCACCCGCUGGGAUCCGCUGACACAGUACAGGAACUUCAGUGAACAACAUGCAACAAACUCAAUGCCACUUCCCUCCUCUCUUUGAAAACAACGAUAGCCUUUUUUCUUGCCUUUAGGGUGUAAGUGUUUCC
This is a messenger RNA of Cyprinus carpio (common carp), 1464 nucleotides long. RefSeq names its product synaptotagmin XV (gene syt15). The record is from RefSeq and is a predicted model, not a curated record. Gene Ontology annotation, molecular function: calcium ion binding; syntaxin binding; phosphatidylserine binding. Gene Ontology annotation, biological process: cellular response to calcium ion; calcium-ion regulated exocytosis; regulation of dopamine secretion. NCBI's taxonomy places the organism in Eukaryota, Metazoa, Chordata, Actinopteri, Cypriniformes, Cyprinidae.